GUAUUAGAUAACUAGUCAGUUUUCUUGUGUUGUCACCUGGAAUUAGAGCAUCGCUGCCAGCCCGGAAGAAUUCGAGAAAUAUGGGCAAGGGCAGCUCGAUCAUUGCCGAAGACUACUUCUCAGAUAGACCCUGGGAAAUCGAAGUGGGUAAGAUGAGCAACACGGAAUUGUUAUCCAGAUGGAUUUCCCACGUGCGCAGAAAAAAGAGGAGGACCGACUCCAGGUGCAAUUUCCGUAAGCGAGCCAUGCUGACCUACGCGGCGAACUCGGCGGAAGUCGAGCUGCGGACGAUGCAAUUGUCGAGGUUACGUCGUUGGAAGACGCUCAGAAAGGAGCUCCUCAAGGGCAUCGACUACGGCAGUUGCUGCGCAUUCAAUAUGGCGGAGCAGGAGCAGCUCGAGAGAACAAAGCGGUCCGUCAAUAUGAAGAACGUGUGGCAGCAGAAGGACAAGGAUCUCCUUUCUCUGGACAAUUUCUUGCAGAAACUCUGUUCGAGUUCGCAGGCGAAGCGACCUGGCAACGCGACAUCGGGGAGUCAAGCAAGUGGAACCUAACAGCGGAAACUGGAAAAGCUGUUUGGUCUUCCAAUCGUUACGGUGACCAUUAUGGCGACCAUUAUGGCUACUGGACCAAAAGAUCUCGCUCUACUACUAGCGACCUCUGCACGUUUCCACUGAAACCAAAGUUCCACAAGGGUCCAAAAAGUUCCUGUGAUAAGCACUGUGAUAAGAUAUUCAGCUCUAGCUUUACUAGUCACUCGAUGGAGCUGAAAUAUCUGAAUAUAUCGAAAGUUCCUGAUUCAAGAAGAGAGAAGAAAGAAGAUUGCACUGCCAACAUCAUCAUCCUAUAUAGGAAUUCACAAGUUCCAGACAAUGUUUUGCAGCAUCACGGCAAUCUUUCCGACGACAUCGUUACUUGGUAUACAUUAGGAUAUUUUUUACUUGCAGUCUCACCAGUGAGAUGGAAGGAUGAUACAUGUGGAUGAAGAGAGAAAAAGAAAUAAGGGUUAGAGAUAACUCUCCGUGAUGCAAGAUGCCAUACUUCGGGACUUUCACUCGCAAGGAGCCUCAUACACUCCGAUUCUCGUAUUCCUGUUCUGUCAUCAAUAUGGUUCGUAAACUGUAAAGAAACAAGUCCUUUUUUUGUUUGUUUUUUUUGGACUUUGCUAAUCAAACCAUAUUUGAGAUAGGAGUAUUGUAAAAAUCAUGUCAUACAAUUCUUAACCAAAUUUUUCAUCUCUAUCCGUUAGAAUAUUUUAGGAGAAAAUAAUUUUACUUUUUAUUAAAAUAUUUUAGCUUAGCUUAAUCGUAAGAUAAAGGGCAAGACGUGUACUUGAAUAUAGCCAAGAAUAUUGCCUUACAUUGUGAUAUUAAUCUGUAAUAUUCCAUUAGUAUACAGCAAUUAUGCUUUCUUGGGGCUAAACAACAUAAUUGCAGUUCAGUAAAUCAGGAGAAUUUUUCACAAGACUGUUUUACUUUAUUAAAUUAUUUUAUUAAUAGUGAAGCAAACAUUGCAUCUUUCCAAGACUGCUCUUUGAUACUUCCGAGGCACUUUAUGUUGUUUAGGAUUGAGAUCUCAAAAUUGAUAUUUUUUUAUACCUUUUUUUAAUAUCUCUUGAUUAUAGAAAACCAUUCCAAAGUCAUCGUAAGUUGUGAUACUUUUUAUAUGUAUUUAGUAUGGUUAAGUGUAUAAUUGUGACAAUCUAGGUGAAAUAAAAUUGUCUACAGGAAUACAGAAGAAAUAAACAUAUUUUUGCAAG
This is a messenger RNA of Ooceraea biroi (clonal raider ant), 1759 nucleotides long. RefSeq lists its product as uncharacterized. The record is from RefSeq and is a predicted model, not a curated record. NCBI's taxonomy places the organism in Eukaryota, Metazoa, Arthropoda, Insecta, Hymenoptera, Formicidae.